CCUGGAGGAAGAGCAGCACAGACAGAGGGAGGCUGGGGUUGGCAGAGACUGGGACGAAGGUCCUCAGCCCCCAAGGAGCCUCCUUCAUGGACCCGGGAUCCCGAGCAGGGCUGCCUCAACUUAGGAUGGGCAACUGUGUCAAGUCUCCACUGAGAAAUCUUUCAAGGAAGAUGCGCCAGGAGGAGCAGACCAGCUACAUGGUGGUGCAGACAAGCGAGGAGGGGCUGGCAGCUGACGCUGAGCUCCCCGGACCGCUCCUGAUGCUGGCCCAGAACUGCGCUGUCAUGCACAACUUGCUGGGCCCUGCCUGCAUUUUCCUGCGCAAGGGCUUCGCUGAAAACUGGCAGCCUGACAGAUCGCUGCGACCAGAGGAGAUUGAAGAGCUACGAGAGGCCUUCAGAGAAUUUGACAAGGACAAAGAUGGCUACAUCAACUGCCGGGACCUGGGCAACUGCAUGCGCACCAUGGGCUACAUGCCCACUGAGAUGGAACUCAUUGAGCUGUCCCAGCAGAUCAACAUGAACCUGGGUGGCCAUGUGGAUUUCGAUGACUUCGUGGAACUAAUGGGGCCUAAACUCCUGGCAGAGACAGCAGAUAUGAUUGGAGUAAAGGAACUGCGAGAUGCUUUCCGAGAGUUUGACACCAAUGGUGAUGGGGAGAUAAGUACCAGUGAGUUGCGAGAGGCCAUGAGGAAGCUCCUGGGCCAUCAGGUGGGACACCGAGACAUAGAGGAAAUUAUCCGAGAUGUAGACCUCAAUGGGGAUGGACGAGUGGACUUUGAAGAAUUUGUCCGGAUGAUGUCCCGCUGAGGCUGCGAGGGUCCCUCCAGGACUGCCAAGCUCCCACAGGCGGGGAGAAGACCCAGAGCUCGCCUCACCCGCCAUAGCCGCUGAGAGCUCAGGAUGUACUGGCGGAUGGGGCCUGCCUGCACCCCGGGGAGGUGCCCACCCCGGAUCCCCACCCCUCCGCACUGUGAAAGACUAACUCCUGCAACUGGAAAGGGGGGCGCCCGCCGAUGAGGAGGCCACAGUGCCAAGCCGGCAGAGGUCAUGCCAGGCGCCAAGUGCCAUGUACCCAGCUGUUGCUGGCUGGGUGGGCCAGGGAGCCCACCAGCAGACCCCACACAGCAUGUCCGCCCCAGGGCAAAGCCUCUCGCUGCCCUCCUUAGCUCUGCACCCGUUCCAGCUCGCCUCAGCCCUGUUAUCUCAGAACCAAUAAAAAUAUUUCCAAGAG
Carlito syrichta (Philippine tarsier) is the source of this 1233-nucleotide messenger RNA. It is a transcript of the gene CABP1, whose product is annotated as calcium binding protein 1. Lineage: Eukaryota; Metazoa; Chordata; Mammalia; Primates; Tarsiidae. Gene Ontology annotation, molecular function: calcium ion binding. The transcript has 7 exons. The record is from RefSeq and is a predicted model, not a curated record. Bases 87 to 809 code for a protein of 240 amino acids.